Molecule: messenger RNA, 3804 nt
Organism: Closterium sp. NIES-67
Lineage: Eukaryota; Viridiplantae; Streptophyta; Zygnematophyceae; Desmidiales; Closteriaceae
Source: the annotation of a GenBank genome assembly
UGUACACUGUAGUAGGUAGUUCACUCUGGAGUCCGCUGCAGGUGGGACUUAUUUGUAGCAUGGUAGCCGGGGCAUUGUCGUAGCGAGCGUCACAUCUUCACGAUCUGAAGGCGAGAAUGUAUCUCAGCAUUACCACAUGAAGUCGAUACUAGUCUCGACGACGCCAUCCUCGGGUCUGUGAAGGUGGUACUGUAGCUUGAAAGCAAGCACCACGUACCUUGUCGCACCGUCCGCCGCUCCUGGCUCUGGACAUACCAUCCAUCGUCGCCGUCGCAUUGACGUGGCACCGAUCGAUCGCCAAGGGAAAACUGCCAUCUGUCAGUCCAUGAUUCCCGUCAAUGGACGGGCAAUUACCGUCUCAGCUGGCGCGCUGUCGCAGGUGUCAGAGUUUCUUGCGCAUGAGAUGAGAUUCUUUGUCCGGUACACGAGCAUCGGUCCCUGCCGGUUUCGCGGUAGCUGCAAGUGAGCCCGAUUACCUCAAGUGCGGGACAGCCUCAAGCGCUGGACGGCGGGCUGAAAUAGUGCAGCCAAAUCAGUCGUCAGGACAGCGGGACAGCGGGACAGCGGGACAGUUUUACGACUGAUCUCCACGUCACAGCCGUUCGAUAUGGCGUUCUCGCUGACCAAGGCCGGCGGCAGUAGCGCGACCCGCCAAUUGCAUUGCCCCUGGCGGUUAGGGACGCGACGCGGAAUAUUCUCCCUCUGUCUGCUAAGUUUCGUCCUCCUGCUCGUCGUGCUCACCGUAGAAUUCGGCGACGACGACGACGACGAUGGCGACGCGAAUUCGUCGCGAACGCGGGUUACCAGCAGCUAUGACGACAUAGACGACGGGACACGUGGCAGUGGCGGAUUGGACGAGUUCUGGGGGCUGGGCCAGCAGGGGCAGGGCCGGUACUGCAGGGAGCGAGGCCAGCUGGCGGUGUGUCGGCCUCCCGAUGCUGUCAUUCUAGCGGAGGCCGAUCUAGGCUCGCGCCUCUCGUCCGUCUGUUCGGCCGCUGCUCUGUUUCCAGCAUCCAACCUCACCACUCUCGCCCUCUGGGUGGCCGACCCCUCCAUGCCGCACAUCCGCUUCUCUGACCUCUUCACCUUUGGGGGCGGGGAUCCCGCUGCUGCUCGCGUGGAAGGGAGGGCCGCGUACGGCGGUGCUGCUGGGGUGGGCGUGGGGGAAUCUGCUGGUGGGAAUGCCACAGGUGCAGGCACAGGGGACAGCAGCAGCAGCAGCCGCGGCGGCGGCGGCGGUGGCGGCAGCAAGAGUGGGGGUGUGGGGCGGUCAGUGUGGGUGGAGGAGGGCAACGAGACGGCUGCUUACUGGCGCGAGUUCCUCGCACUCACGCACCGACCUGUCACCAUCCGCGGGUGUCAGAAGCGCCGUGCAUCCCCCGACCCCUCUGCUGCCCCUGCCGCCUCGAUCACUCUCAACCUCUACCUCUCCCCCACCUCCAUCAACUGGCUCGUGGACGCCGUGGAUCCGUGUGCGUUUGAGCGCCACGUGUCAGCGUGCAUGGCUCUUCUCCACCCCGCCCCGGCUGUCUCCAAGCUGCUGCUCCAGGAGGACCUCGGGCGAGUCAAAUCCGCCCUCGGGCUUUACGUUGACGAUCUCUCCCUGGACGGCUGUGACGGCUGCCCCAUAUCCGCCACCUCAUCCCCCCCCCUCUGCGCCACGCGCCGCCUCGCCAUGUCUUUCCUCAAGCGCCCCUCGCUAGAUUUCGCCCUCGCCGCCCGCACCGCCCUCAACGCCGCCCAGAUUUCCGACGCUUUUCAUCCUGCCCGUGCUCCCCUGAUGCUCAAGGCCACGCAAUUGCGUGCUGCCACGUGUCCCAAAGGGGAGAGGGCGGUUUUAGGGGAAGGCGGGGUGGAGGAAUGGUUGAAGGGGGGCGAAGUGGACGGGAGUGGUAGUACUGUUGGUGGUGAUGGUGGAGGGCUAACUGUAGGGGGGGGAGUGGGGAACGGUACGGAAGCAGGGAAUGGUACGGAGGUGAGGCAGCUGCUCACGAGGAAGAGCCUCUCACCCGACGACCUCAUGCUGUGCGUUCGGCUGCAGGCAGUGGAGCUCUUUGCUCUCAGCAUGACCCGCGGUCUCAUCUCCCUGAGGGGCGGCCUCGCGUCGCCCCACGCCAUGUUUAUCGCCGCCCAGGGCGCCGCCCGCUCCGACCUGUUCCGCGUGCAGCGGCCCGUGUGCGACUCGCCGCCACUGCUGCCACUGACAAAGCAGAAGCUGGCACAUUUUACAAUCAUCGAAGAGUCCCUCAAGCUGGUGUACUGCGCCAUUCCCAAGGUGGCGUGCAACUCGUGGCUCAUGUGGCUGAGGGCGCGUCUGGGGCUGCCCAACCCCGAGGACCCCCUGCUGGCGCUGAACGAGAAGAAGUGGGGGCUGCACGAGCUGGCGCUCGACUUCACAGAGGAGGAGGCGAUCCGCCUGAUGACCCGCCCGGACUUCUUCAAGUUCACCUUCGUGCGCAACCCCUUCUCCCGAGUGGCCUCAGCCUACUCCAACAAGCUUGUGCUCACCGACACGCCGAAGCACAAGACAGGCACGGGGUGGGGCACUCGGCAGUACUGGAGCAACACCUUCUUCCACCACGUCAAGCCCAUGUACGAGGCCGUCAAGGACAGCCAGGGGCUCGUCACCUUCCCAGACUUCGUCCGCCUCGUGGGCAAGCUGCUGGCCAGCCACCGCGCUGACAUGGACCGCCACCUGGCGCCACAGGAGGACAUCUGCGCGCUGGGGGCGAUGAAGUACGACUUUGUGGGGCGUUUCGAGCGCAUGGAGGAGGAUGUCAAAGUGGUGGUGGAUAAGUUUGGAGGCAAGCACUUGGAUGUGUUCAAGUUUGGGAAAGGAGCGCAUUUCACCGACACCGACAGACGACUGGCAAAACUAUAUGAUAAGGAUACCUAUGAGAGGGUGAAGAAGAUAUAUGCGAUGGAUUUUUAUAUCGCAAUGAACAAUAUCACACAUGAAACUCCUAGGGCAUUGUAUGAGAUGUACGAAAACGAUUUUUGAUGUAUCCUCAUUGAUUUUUCCCCUUUUAAAGCGCGUAACCCAAGUAAGACCAGGACUCAAAGUCUUUGAUCCUUGGUCUCUCGCAAAUCCCAACCUGCGUUCACAAGGUUACCCUGAAACUGAUCGAUUGGAUGGAAACCCCGAACGACGAGGUUGGAUUGGUUGCUUCCCCAUCCACGCUGGGCUGCGACAGCGACCGACCGCACCUGCAAAUAACCUGUUCCCCAAGCGAGGAUCAAGACUCAGAGCAUCAAGUUUAUUUGGGACUCCUGACUAUGGCGGCCGUAGGGUAGAAGAAAAACCGAGUUAGGUAGGACUAACUAGCAUGUACAUCCUAAAAUUUUAGGGGAUCGCCGAGGCAUCGCGAUGCACGCAGGUACGCGGUUGAAAAAAAUCCGACACACUAGUGGUCACUCACGCCUCACACAAUAGCACGCGGCUAUGUCUCGCGAGCAAGACGACAUUAGUCACGGAAACCAGCAGACUCGCGGGAAUUUGAAGCACGACCCAGACCAUUCGCGUCGCAAUUAACAACCAUGGAUCAUGACACGCACAGGGCACUGCACGCAUCACCUUGCACUCUCCUCGCCUCUUCCGCGCUCUCCCUCGCACCACCAUACCCUUUAAGCUCGUGUUGAUGAAAAGACUUUAUUAUAAGAUACUCUGUUUGAAAAGAAAUCAACGAUUGGGCGUAACAACCAGAAUGCAUCUAUCCUAUAUACUAUAUUACUUUUGUUACGCAUGGCCUUAGAGUGAGCUCAUUGUUUGUUUUUGCAGACUUUAGUUAUAUAAUUACAUAUCGU